This is a messenger RNA of Terrapene triunguis (Three-toed box turtle), 4949 nucleotides long. RefSeq names its product golgi associated, gamma adaptin ear containing, ARF binding protein 2 (gene GGA2). The transcript is spliced from 17 exons. Lineage: Eukaryota; Metazoa; Chordata; Testudines; Emydidae. The record is from RefSeq and is a predicted model, not a curated record. Gene Ontology annotation, molecular function: ubiquitin binding; phosphatidylinositol binding; small GTPase binding. Gene Ontology annotation, cellular component: trans-Golgi network. The coding region runs from base 20 to 1906 and encodes 628 amino acids. Gene Ontology annotation, biological process: intracellular protein transport; vesicle-mediated transport.
CGGGGCCGGGCGAGUCGCCAUGGCUGAGGCGGGCCUGGGGGCGCUGGAGCAAUGGCUCCAUAAAGCCACAGACCCAAGCAUCCCUGAAGAAAACUGGGAAUGUAUCCAGCGGUUCUGUGACCAGGUGAAUGCAGACCCGGAAGGCCCGUCCAUUGCACCCAGGCUGCUAGCACAUAAGAUACAGUCGCCUCAGGAGAUGGAAGCUCUUCAUGCCUUAACAGUGCUGGAGACAUGUGUGAAUAACUGUGGUGAAAAGUUUCACUACGAAGUGGCAAAAUUCAGAUUUCUGAAUGAACUGAUAAAAGUGCUGUCCCCGAAGUACCUUGGAACCUGGUCUACAGAAAAGGUCAAAUCGAGAGUUAUAGAAAUAAUGUUCAGUUGGACGGUGUGGUUUCCUCAGGAAGUUAAAAUCCGGGACGCUUAUCAGAUGCUGAAGAAACAAGGAGUCAUAAAACAAGACCCCAAACUCCUAGAAGACAAAAUUUUACCACCUCCUUCUCCGAGACCUAAGAAUUCUAUUUUUGAUGUUGAUGAAGAGAAAUCCAAGCUCUUAGCAAGACUUCUAAAGAGCAACCACCCUGAGGACCUGCAGGCAGCCAACAGGCUGAUCAAGAGCAUGAUUAAAGAGGAACAAGAAAAAUCUGCCAAAGUGUCCAAAAGACUGAAUGCAAUUGAUGAGGUUCACAGCAGCGUGAAGCUACUGGGUGAAAUGCUGACCAGCUACAAGAGGCAGGAGUUAUCCAAAUCUGACCUAGAGAUUCUGCAGAGCCUGUUUGAACGCUGUGAGAAGCUCAGGCCACUGCUCUUCCGCCUUGCCAGCGAGACUACUGACGAUGAUGAGGCUUUGGCGGAGAUUCUCCAGGCCAAUGACAAACUCACCCAGGCGCUCGGCUUGUACAGGCAGGUUGUAGUGGGCCAUGACCAGGGCAGGAGGAGUUCGGAGACCAGCUCUACUCAUGCCUCAGCACCUCAGUCCCCGCUGGGCAGUACGAAGAGCUACACACUGAUCGACUUCUCCGAGCUGGGUUCCAUGUUCAAGUCUCUCACGGAGCAGGGCGUGAACACGACAGCCGCGGCUCAGCACAGCAGCACCUCCGCCUACCUGCUCGACGAGGAGCUAAUGUCAUUAGGUCUCAAUGAUUCCCCUGUUGGACAGAGACCGUCACCUGAUUUCAGCUCCGUACAGGGUGCUGGGCACAAUGGAUAUAAUCAAACCGGAAAUGCCGAUACCCAUCAAACCAUGGUGCUGGGGGACAGCUGGCAGGGCGGCUCGCCAGAGAGGAAUGCGCUUCAAGAUUUGGCAGGGCAGCUGUCUCCGCCUCCUGUGACCAGGCCAUUUCCAACGAACUUACCACCAGUGCAAUUGUCCGCGGCAGGCCUUCCGAGCAGCUUAGCUGCAGACGCUUUGUUCUCUGACCCAGCCUAUGAGCUGAAACCUGCUGCUCCUUCGCAGCCAGCCUCCAAUGAUGCUGCUUUGGCAAACCUUUUUGUCCCACUCAUUUCAAUUACACCGAGCAGUAUCCCUCCAGUUACAGUGUAUGAUCAAGAUGGUUUCAAGGUCAUGAUCCAUUUCUCCAGAGACCUAGCCCCCGGGCGACCAGAUGUACUGGUGAUGGUGCUCUCCAUGCUCAGCACAUCCACUCAGCCAAUGAAGGACAUUGUGUUCCAGGCCGCGGUCCCAAAGGUUAUGAGAGUAAAGUUGCAGCCAGCGUCUGGUUCUGAGCUUCCUGCCUUCAGCCCUUUGCUCCCUCCAGCCGUGAUAUCCCAGGUUCUGCUGCUCGCCAACCCACACAAAGAGCCCAUCCGAUUGCGGUACAAGCUAAUGUUCACGCAGGGCGGGCGGCCCUUCAGCGAAGUGGGGGAGGUGACUGGCUUCCCGGAGGCCGAGCUGUGGCGCGGGAGCUGAACUGCUGCUUUGAUGGAACGUGGACAUUGCCGCAUCGCCUUAGCGCAGCCCUGUGGGGAGCCACCUGGGAGGGGCAGGGGGAGGCGCCCGGCCCCCAGAAAGCCGGGGUGGGCUCCAUGCUGGCUGCUCUCCCCGGGGCCCAGUCUCCCACUCCUGCUCCGGUUUUCCUUGCGGGUACCUGGUAGGAGGGAGUGCAAACCAGCUGCUCCUGCUCUUUGCCUUACUGCAGCAUUCAUCCCUCCAGUGGCUGGAUGCUCCUUUUCUACCAGCAUUUCUGCUUUCUCCUGCUUGUUGAGCCAUUUCGCCCUCUGGCCUCUUUGAAAACAAUUCUCCGAUUCAGGCCCUGUUUGCUCCCAGGGCGGAGCAGCUCUUGAUGCUGGUGUCCGCAGUGUCUGGGGAUCAGUGCUCUGACCUCGCAGUGAUGGGUGUGGUGUGAGCACCUGGGAAUAGAACGGAACGACUGUGGCUUGAAACAGGGCUGGAUCCAUAAGCCAAACCUGUUGGGUAUUGCCACAGGCUCAGCACUGCAAGGGCCUGGGUCCUUGCCUCUUACCCUGGGAUCCUCGGUGCCUUCUCAGCCUCACCGUGAUUCCUGAGGCAGCCUCCACGCUGGGGAGCAUCCUGCAGGGAGCUCUCGCAGGCAGGGCCCCCUGCAGCAUGGGGGUUUGUGUCUAUGCAAAGCUUAAGUUUCCUUCCUGGUCACUCAAAACUUAAAGGGAAAAAUGUAGAAAGAAUUUCACUGCUGCACAAGUGGAAACAUGGAUCAAGUACUAAGGCAUCUGAGCUGCUCCACGGGGAGAGCUUGUCUGGAGAAAUCAUUUUGUACAUCCGUGUCUAGAUAAACCUUGGCUUAGGCCAGCUCUCCCCUUGUCCUCUGUGCCGGGAAGCAGAGGAGAAAGGACCCCCUGUGCUGUGAUUAGUGGAACGUGCCCAGCCAGCCAGACCAGCGUCCUGUGCGUCAGGUUUUAUGUGAUGCUGAACUUGCACAUUUUUUAAUCAAAGUAUUUUUGACUCCUGGUUGUCAUUGUUGCUGCUGGUGACUGAAAUGCCAUAGCGUUAGUUAUCCCCAGCUCGGUGGAGUUUGGCCACACAGGGGCGCUGUUUGAGCUUUUUAUUACUGUACAGAGCACUGGAUUUCCAGGUACAAUCAUAAUAAACAGCAUUUGCUUUGACAGGUGCUGCUUGCUGGUGGUUCCUGAGUUUGCAUGCAAGGUCUCUCUGCCGCUCAGGAGAAUGGCUGAGUGAGGGGGACGAGGGGCACUUGGGCUUUAGCCUCCUCAUUUUAUUCAAACAUGUUCAAUGGCACUUCACAGCCAGAGCAGAAGACAAGGCUCCUGCUGCAGAGAUCAUCUGCUGUAGCUAGGAACGGGCGGAGGAGAGAGAGCUGGAAGCAGACAGCAGAUGUCUGGUUCAUGACAGGAUCUGUGUCUGAGCAGUGGUUGUCAGGUACGGAGCUUGUUAAGCCAUCCCCAGGGGCUGGAAGGGCCUUCGAAGGAGAGGACAUGCUCUCCCUGGCUCUGUGUAGCAUAUCCCUCCUGUCCUCUCUCUUGCCAUCUCCCUCACGGCCCUGUGCCUCAUCACACCCUGGCUCCUCCCCAAAGUAGCCUGGGGUCUGUCUCAGGUCUCACACCCAGCUCAUCCCUGGGAUAUCCAAGCUCCUCCCCUCUGUGCCACUCCGCCCCACCACCUUGCAAGGCCCUCCCUUUUCGGAGGUCAGUGUUAAUAUUGUCACUGAAGUGCCCAUCAAAUCCCUGUGAAAGGUGCGGUUGUCCCAGAGCACUGGGUCAGGCCCUGCGCAGCCAACUUCUGGCCUGGCCAACAGCUUCAGGCUUCAGCCGCCACCUGCCUGGGUCUAGAAGGGAUUCCUCCCCCCAUAUAUUUUGGGUUGGUUGUGGGGUUUUGUCAUCACCUUCCUCUGAUGGCCACAGCUGGAGAUGGGAGGUUGGACAGGGAGGGCUCCGAGGUGGCUCUGAGCAUGCUCUCUCUCAGGUGCUGGGCUGGCUGGUUCUUGCUCACAUGCUCAGGGUCUAACUGAUCACCAUGUGUAGGGGCAGGAAGGAAUUCUACCUCCACCCCUGGUGAGAUUGGCAGUGACCUUGGGGGGUUUCGCUUUCCUCUGCGACCUGGGGGUGUGGAAUCACUUGCCAGGAUUAUCUGGGUCUAUCUCAAUCACUUCCCUGCCAUUUGCAGGGACCUUGGGUCCAGGGGCCCCUGGGCCCCUCCUGCUCUCUGCCUGUGGCACAUCAUAGUCUCGUCCCUUGUGGGCUGUCAUAGUUUGGUCUGACUUUGGUUGUUGGGUUGCGGAUGGUGGGUGCUGCUGGUAGCCUGGGCUAUGCAAGAGGUCUGACGGUAUGAUCUGGUUCCUUCUGGCCUGAAGAGCUAUGCUCCUCCCCCAACUUACUAGCAUGUUUUUCCACCUGACUCUUCCUCUGUCCCCAAAUUCUUUAAGGCACAAGCACUUCACAACUCAACCCUUCCACCCCACCCCCAUUAACCACGUUAGAUAGCAGCGCCUAGUGCCUGUGACACUUUCCAAUCAUCCAGCUUAGCAAAUGCCCGGUCUGAGCACGCCAUCCCCACGGUAACUCCCCACCACUGGCCAAAGAACACGCUGUCAGCUGUUCCGAUUUCCCUGAGUACGCAUAGGGGUGAAUCUCUCGCUGUUUGUGCCUCUCCCAGCCUCAGGAUGCUUGCGGCUGCUCUUUGCCUUUUGUUUCUGGGCCAUAGAUGUUACUGCUCUUUACAGAGCAAAUAACUCUGGGCAGGCGCCCAGCUAGGAGGAGAGGUCCCAGAACUUGGCACUUGGGCCAGUUACUGGGCAUGGACUUGCAGUUGCAGUUUUUUUCUUUUGGUGCCAUGAUGGUGGGGAGGGGAAGCUGAGCCGCUGGAAUUCAGAGCAGGACUCUGCCUCCUGCCUGUCUCUGUGCGGCUGGGCAGCCAGCGCUCAGCAAUUGCUCUCAUUGUCGCUGUUGAAGAGCAGUAACGGGCAUGGAAGAAGAAGCCCAGUCUUGCAAAGUGAACUCCUGGGGAAAUCCUGUGCCAA